This is a messenger RNA of Radiomyces spectabilis, 177 nucleotides long. RefSeq names its product ATPase, F0 complex, subunit J. The transcript is spliced from 3 exons. Lineage: Eukaryota; Fungi; Mucoromycota; Mucoromycetes; Mucorales; Radiomycetaceae. The coding region runs from base 1 to 177 and encodes 58 amino acids. Gene Ontology annotation, biological process: proton motive force-driven ATP synthesis. Gene Ontology annotation, molecular function: proton transmembrane transporter activity. The record is from RefSeq and is a predicted model, not a curated record.
AUGUUUGGCAUGCGCAAGUGGUCUACUCCUGUUCUCCGUCCCGCCGCUCCCUUCAUCAUUGGCGGUGUCGCCGUGUUCUUCCUCGUCGCCAAGGCCCAGGACGCUAUGAUCAACUCUGAAGAAUACAGAAACGAUCCCAGAAACCCUGCCAUGGCUGCUGGCAAGAAGGCUCACUAA